AUGCCCGGGGGCCAGGGGGCGCCUGCCUCUCCCCAGGCGGCCGGGAGCGCCCCGGACAGGGUGCCGUCGGGGCCCGCGGCCGGCCCCUCGCCCCAGCUCGCGGCCCCGCGGGAGUCCCCGGCCCCUCGGCGGGGCGCGCUCCGCGCCAGCGUCCCGCAGAAGCUGGCCGAGGCGCUGAGCAGCCAGUACGGGCUGAUCGUGUUCGCGGCGGGGCUGCUGCUCCUGCUGGCCUGGGCCGUGCACGCCUCGGGCGUGGGCAAGAGCGACCUGCUGUGCGUCCUCACGGCGCUCAUGCUGCUGCAGCUGCUCUGGAUGCUGUGGUACGUGGGCCGCAGCGCCGCGCACCGCCGCCUCCUCCGCCCCAAGGACACGCACGCCGGCGCGCGCUGGCUCCGCGGUAGCAUGACAUUGUUCGCGGUCAUCACCAUCAUCCUGGGAUGCUUUAAAAUUGGCUACUUCGUUGGAUUCUCUGAAUGUUUAUCAGCCACUGAAGGCGUCUUCCCUGUCACACACGCAGCACAUACUCUGGUCCAGGUGUAUUUUCUUUGGGGGCAUGCCAAGGAUAUCAUCCAGUCUUUCAAAACCCUGGAAAGGUUUGGGGUCAUCCACUCAGUGUUCACUAACCUGCUUCUGUGGACCAAUGGUGUCCUGAAUGAGUCAAAACACCAACUUAAUGAACAUAAGGAACGUCUCAUCAUGCUGGGCUUCGGGAACGUCACAAUAGUCUUGGACGACCACACGCCUCCGUGUAACUGCUCGCUCCCGACGCUCUGCUCGGCCAUCUCGCACGGGAUCUACUACCUCUAUCCCUUCAACAUAGAGUAUCAGAUCCUGGCUUCCAUGAUGCUCUACGUCCUGUGGAAAAACAUCGGACGCAAAGUUGACGGCCACCAGCAUCAGAGCGUGCGGUUCAAGUUCCGCGGGGUCGUGGCGGGCUCGGUCCUGGGCCUGAGCGUGCUGGCCGCCACGAUCGGGGUCGUGGUGGUGUAUCUGAUUCAGAUCGGGCGCUCCAAAUCCAAGAGCGAGUCGGCGCUCAUCAUGUUCUACCUGUAUGCCAUCGCCUUGCUGAUACUCAUGGGGGCCGCCGGGCUGCUUGGCAUCCGGAUUUACAGGAUAGACCAGAAAUCGCUGGAUGAGUCCAGAAGCCCGGCCCGCAAACUGGAUGCCGACCUCUUGGUGGGCACCGCCUCCAGCUCCUCGCUCAUCUCCUGGGGUUCCAUCUUGGCCGUGCUCUGUGCCGAAGCCUGCCCCCCCUACACCUGGUUCAACCUGCCCUACUCCGUCCUGAUGAUUGUUGAGAAAUACGUCCAGAACCUCUUCAUCAUUGAGUCUAUGCACCGAGAGCCGGAGACGCUGUCUGAGGACAUCAGAACCCUGCGAAUGGUCACCGUCUGCAGUGGCAAUGCCAUGCCCCUCUCCUCUUCCGGCCUCGGGAACGGGGCUGUGGCCAGGGACGCGGCUUCCCCAGGCGGCGAGAUGCUCCGCGCGGCCAACGGAAACACGUGUCUGAGAGAAGGCUGUGGCGGAGAGGGGGGCGAGGGGAGCCGGGAAGGGACCCCGGGCCCCGCCUGCCGUCCCGGUUUCUUGCAGGGCGACGGCAAGAGAAGCGUCUUGAGGAACAUCGCAGCCUUUCUGUUCCUCUGCAAUAUUUCGCUUUGGGUCCCUCCCGCCUUCGGCUGCCGCCCCGAGUACGACAACGGAUUAGAGGAGAUCGUCUUUGGCUUUGAACCCUGGAUCAUUGUGGUCAACCUGGCCAUGCCUUUUUCUAUUUUCUACCGAAUGCACGCAGCUGCCUCUCUCUUUGAGGUCUAUUGUAAGAUAUAGUCUGUGUCCACAUCCAAGCCCGAGGAGUGACCUAACAAGAGAAUUCACUGGAGCCACCUGUGAAUGGCCAGGUUGGGCAAAUAUCGCCUGACAAAUGCACAGAGGGUUGUCUUUGUGGCAAUUAUUUCCCGUGAGCUGGAAUUGUCUAUCACCCUGGAUGAAUGUGAGCGCGUUAAAUCAACAUCGAUGAGGCGGCUGAGAUCUGGUC
Molecule: messenger RNA, 2032 nt
Organism: Panthera uncia (snow leopard)
Lineage: Eukaryota; Metazoa; Chordata; Mammalia; Carnivora; Felidae
Gene: OTOP1
Product: otopetrin 1
Exons: 6
Coding region: 1-1824 (607 amino acids)
Biological process (GO): proton transmembrane transport; inner ear morphogenesis
Cellular component (GO): membrane
Molecular function (GO): proton channel activity
Source: RefSeq, a predicted model, not a curated record